Molecule: messenger RNA, 309 nt
Organism: Soboliphyme baturini
Lineage: Eukaryota; Metazoa; Nematoda; Enoplea; Dioctophymatida; Soboliphymatidae
Source: the annotation of a GenBank genome assembly
AUGGCCAUCAGAACAUCAGGUAGCGGAAACCGGUUGGACAAGAAACCAAUUGGGCGAGCGGCUCAGACGAGGUCGCCGACUGAAAACUGCAAUCCUCACUUCCGGCACACACUGGGCGGUUUGGAGAGGUGCUGUGAAAACAUUGGAUACGCUUUGCCGCCGGCUAGUAACUGCAAGCACGGCACGAAAACGGCCAUGUCGGUCUGUUGGCAGAACGGCGACCAGUCAUCGACCUCAUCAAACCAGUCACAGAACCGACAAAGCCGCACCGUGCGACCAGUUGACAACGAACAUAAGAACGAGGCAUGA